CGCCACUAACGUUGGAUGACCUUGAAGCCUGGGCACGGCGUCGUGGGGUAGGAGGGAACAAAGUCGAGAAAUACUGCUCGUGCAUAUAUACAUAUAUGUGUGUGUGUGUGUAUGUACAUACACAAGUAGACAGGAAGAAUGUUAGCUUGCAAAGGGAGACAAGAAGACCAAGGGGUUUAGUUUCCUUUCCACGGCGUCUUCAUCCAUGUUUGAUAACCCUAGUCUGUGUACCACUUCGAAGGUCCAUCACACACUCCUGUCUUAACUAGUCGUUGCGUGGGUUUGUUGCAGGGCCAACAAGUUUCUGCUGUCAGGUUUUAGUUAUCCGGUUAAUACUUCCACCAGACUAACCUCAACAGCUCAUUUUGUUUUAAGUUCAACUUUUAACUUGAGAGGGUAACCUUUUAACACGACAAAGGGUAAAAUAAAGGUUCGAGACUCCUACUCUGGUUUAGCGCUUCAAAAUUAGGGACAGCUAGCCUAGGUAGACCUGAAGUAGCUUUUGGCGAAAUUCAACAAAACAUACCAACAAGUUAUAUCGUUAAAAUUGUGAUAGUUGAGUAGCAGUUUGAAUUAGGAAAUGCAUUAUGAUGAUACAAUAGUAUUUCCUUCAUGACUUCUAUAUUCCAUUCUUGGUUGACAGCCCAGAAUUUCUGCAAUAAUUUUGUCCAGUAGUAACUAGACAGAAACUUUGUUUCAGGUGCUGCAAAUAAGCUGCACAACUUAGGUACCUUUUUUUCAUUUGUUUUUUAAGGAAUUGAAGCCAACACCAACUGCAACCAUUGACUUGCAACUCGGAAUUUCACCCCAAGGUGGCCCACCUGCCACUGCAUGGUCUCCACACAUGGACAAAAAGAAGCCACUUAAAAGACCACGUAUGGAUAAUCUUCCAAUUGGUGCACGUGGUCCUAUAGCCAAUGGCCCCCUGCACACUAGACCCCUGGUGGCACUUCUGGAUGGUCGAGACUGUUCUAUCGAGAUGCCCAUCCUAAAGGAUGUGGCAACAGUUGCAUUCUGUGAUGCUCAGUCCACCCAAGAGAUUCAUGAAAAGGUUCUAAAUGAAGCAGUGGGUGCCCUCAUGUGGCAUACUAUCACACUUGCAAAAGAAGAUCUUGAAAAAUUCAAAGCCUUACGUAUUAUAGUUCGCAUAGGUUCUGGGGUAGAUAACGUUGACAUCAAAGCAGCAGGAGAACUAGGCAUAGCAGUGUGUAAUGUGCCUGGCUAUGGAGUAGAGGAAGUUGCUGAUGCUACGUUGUGCCUCAUACUAAGCCUUUAUAGACGGACGUAUUGGCUGGCCAACUUAGUAAAAGAGGGCAAAAAGUUUCAAGGUCCAGAACAGGUUCGAGAGGCAGCUCAAGGAUGCGCUCGAAUCAGGGGAGACACUCUGGGUAUUGUGGGAUUAGGCCGAAUUGGGACUGCAGUAGCCUUAAGAGCCAAAGUUUUUGGAUUUAAUGUCACUUUUUAUGACCCAUACCUUCCUGAUGGCAUAGAACGAUCGUAUGGUUUAAGUAGGGUUUACACACUACAGGACCUCCUGUUUCAAAGUGAUUGUGUCACACUCCACUGUACUCUGAAUGAACACAACCACCAUCUGAUUAAUGAGUACACCAUAAAGCAAAUGAGGCCAGGUGCCUUUCUUGUAAAUACAGCAAGAGGAGGGCUUGUAGAUGAAAAUGCCCUAGCCUCUGCAUUAAAAGAUGGUCGAAUUCGAGCAGCUGCUUUAGAUGUUCAUGAAAAUGAACCUUUCAAUGCACUUAGUGGGCCUUUAAAAGAUGCACCAAACCUCAUGUGUACACCUCAUGCUGCCUGGUACAGUGAUGCAAGCUCUACUGAACUUCGAGAAAUGGCAGCUUCUGAGAUAAGAAGAGCUAUUGUGGGUCGCAUUCCUGAAUCAUUACGUAACUGUGUCAAUAAAGGUUAUUUUGGUAGCAGCGGGUUUGGAGAAACGAUCAAUGGGGCAACAUGCUACAACUACAACCCAAUGAGUGUAGCUCAUUCUACCACUAUAGAGCCCUUAUCCACUCCCCCUGCCAUCCCCAUUUCUCACUCAACACCCCAUUCCACCCUUCAAGAUACAUCUAACCGUCUAACUCCCAAGCCAGAGAGCUCUGAGGUCCAUUAGUGGCAUCAUUCAUGCCAUGAAACUACAACUUUUGAUGCAUCUGUGAAUCUUGAAACACAAAAUGGACAAACAUAACCAUUCUUCUUCUGUUAUUGCCAGAAAUGUCUGAAAACAUUCAGGGCUGCGGCCGUAAAAAAUAAAAUAAAAAACUUGUAGAGUA
Limulus polyphemus (Atlantic horseshoe crab) is the source of this 2282-nucleotide messenger RNA. RefSeq names its product C-terminal-binding protein-like. The coding region runs from base 845 to 2122 and encodes 425 amino acids. NCBI's taxonomy places the organism in Eukaryota, Metazoa, Arthropoda, Merostomata, Xiphosura, Limulidae. The transcript has 10 exons. Gene Ontology annotation, molecular function: NAD binding; transcription corepressor activity; oxidoreductase activity, acting on the CH-OH group of donors, NAD or NADP as acceptor. The record is from RefSeq and is a predicted model, not a curated record.